This is a messenger RNA of Uncinocarpus reesii 1704, 471 nucleotides long. RefSeq lists its product as uncharacterized. NCBI's taxonomy places the organism in Eukaryota, Fungi, Ascomycota, Eurotiomycetes, Onygenales, Onygenaceae. The transcript is spliced from 2 exons. The coding region runs from base 1 to 471 and encodes 156 amino acids. Gene Ontology annotation, biological process: chromatin remodeling. The record is from RefSeq and is a predicted model, not a curated record. Gene Ontology annotation, cellular component: Ino80 complex.
AUGCCACCAAACGUCCCCGCGGAUGAUUCCCACCAAAAGCUGCUUGACCAGCUUGACAUCACCCGCACACCCCGCCCAUUCCGCAAUCCACACUGGAAGCCAUCCGCUCGCCGCAACAAGAACGUCAAGCAGAUCCUCUCAGAUACACCGUCAGGAUCUAUUCCAAAGCCCACCAAUAUCGCACAGGCUGCGCAGAGCUUGUCUACCCUUGUUCUCGAAAAGAACUUUAACCGGGCAAUGUACGCCACAGGCCCUGCUGUGACGUACACUAACAUCGAAUCGGCCCCGUCGUUACAUUCCGCGCAGCAGAAACAUUAUUGUGACAUUACGGGUCUUCCCGCGCCCUACAGAGACCCGAAAACGAGGCUACGAUAUCAUGAUAGAGAAGUGUUUGGAGUGGUCCGAUCGUUGGGUCAGGGCGUGGCGGAAAGCUACCUUGAAGCGAGAGGAGCGCACGUUGUACUGAAAUAA